CGUCGAGCGCGCUGCAUUGUGGGGAGUCAUUGGUCCUCCAGCGUACAGUCUCCAACCCAUCCAUCGUAAAAAUGGCUGCCUCGGCGGCAGCGGCGGCUUCUUCCCCCGGGUUGUGCCCAAGCUUCGCCGUGAUCUGCUCGUUUCUGGAGCGUUAUGGAGCGCUGCUGGACCUGCCGGAGCUCACGUUCCCGCAGCUGGAGCGCUAUCUGCAGGAAACGUCGGCAGUUCCGAAGCUGCUGGUAGACCUCCAUGUGAAGCUGCUUCGGAAAAUAGGCAAGUCCGUUUCUGCAGACAGAUGGGAGAAAUAUCUCGUAAAGAUCUGCCAGGAGUUUAACACCACCUGGGCAUGGGAACUGGAGAAGAAGGGAUAUCGCGAGAUGACUGUGGAGUGUAAGACUGGAAUUCUCAAGUACUUGUGUGAAUGCCAGUUCGAUGACAAUGUCAAGUUCAAGACGGCCAUCAACGAAGAAGACCCUGAUAAAAUGCGCCUCCAGCCCAUCGGCAGAGACAAAGACGGCCUCAUGUAUUGGUUCCAGCUUGACCAGGACCACAACGUGAGGGUGUACGUGGAGGAGCAGGAUGAUUUAGAUGGCUCAUCCUGGAAAUGUAUUGUUAGAAGCAGAAAUGAUUUGGCGCAGAUCCUUGAACUCCUGAAGACCCAGAUCGAUCCCACACUGCUGGUCAAAAAGGAUCAAGAGGAAGGUUCUUCUAGUACCAGCCCAAACCCAGAGACUGAAGAAAACAAGAAGAAAGAGGAUGAUGGAGAGGUCAAGAAAGAUAAGGAUCUAGAUGAAGAGAAGUCUCCCAAAAUUGAAAAAGAUGACACAUUAGCGCAAAUUGAUAGUGUCAAGCAGGAAAUUGCAGAGAGAAAAGAAGCACUAACAGCGGACAAGGACACUAAAGAAGAUGUCAAAGCUGAAAAGCCCAUUGUAGUCGAUGGAACCAUUAGCAAAGCGGUUAAAGAGGAGCCCAUGGAAGUAGACGAAGCAAUCAGCAUCACAUCCGAGUCAACAUCAGAAAAGAAUGGUGGCCCGCUGCCUUCAGAACACACAGGGGAGGUGAAGAAGAAAUCAGACGAGAUACAGAAAGCUUUGAAAAAUGACCAGCAAGCUAAGAUCCCCCUGAAAAAGCGCGAGAUGAAACGAAGUGAGGAUUUUGACACCACCAAUUGUGGAAGCGGUGGAAGCAGUAUCAUUGUGCGUAACCCAGCUGUAAAAGAAGUGCGGACCGCCAGCGAAGAAAACGGAUUGAGCAGUGAGAAUCUCAAUGGGAGCGUCUCACCUGCUGUAGCGGUGGAGGCUGACGGGCAGGCGAGUGACAACUUGCACAUAAAGCAGAAGGAACCGCAAACCGUUUCCAAAGAUCAGCAAGCAGAUGCUGAAGUCGAGGAAACAAAAAUACAGCUUUCUGACACAAAACAAGAAGAGGGACAUGAAGAAAAGCAGAAGAAAGAGGAGGCAACGAUGGGUAAGAGCCAAACCAACACGGAGGAAUCCAUGGAAGUGGAGGAAACUGACAUUUCAAAGGGAGAUCAAGAAACAUCACCAAAGCUAGAAGAGGCAGCUCAAACAACUGAAAAGUCACCCGAAUCUGAAGUGAUCCAGUUGAAAGCAGAUUCGGAAAAUCCUGAAGAGUCAUCUAAGAUGGAAGUUGAGGAAGAUUGUUCAAAACCUCUCGACAAGGAAGCACCUGAGCAGUCUAGUGUGACGAAACCCACAGACCAAGCUGAGAAUGAGAAGAAGCCAGAGACCAUAAAAGAGAGUCCAUGUCCUAAUGAGACAGAUAUGGAUCACAAGCGGGAAGAAAUCAAACAUGAGUCCGGCCAGACUGAUAAAAAGAGCGAUACAGCCUCGAAUGAGAACGCAGAUGCUGCAAAAGAUGACAAAACACAGAUGGGACCUGAGGCCCCCAUGGAGACUGAGACGUCUGCAUCACAAGAGCCUACAAAACAGCAAAGCACUGCUCACGAACAGAGCGGACUAGCUGUCCAAAAAGCAGACAAGCCUUGCACGUCUGAAGAAACCAAAAGUCCUGUUGAUGAAACAUCAUCUACAACUCUAAAGGACUGUGCCUUACUGGAAGGUGAUCAAAAACUUGAAUCAGGUUCCACAAAGCAGACAGAGAUACAGGAGCCACCUAAAGAGGAUAAAAACAAAGAAUCUGAACUUCUAAAUGAAGACAAGAAAUCGCCUGAAGGUUCAGAUAUAUCAAAGGAGAAGGAAGAACCAUCCUCGCCAAAAGGAAAUGAAAAGACUGAAGACUGUGAAAAAUCAACUGUAUGUGAAGAGACUAAUACGGAAUCUGCAGCCAAAGAAUCUCAUGACAGCACGUCAGAUAAUAAUACCAACAUGCCUGAUACAGAAGGAACUGAUUCAGUUGCUACCCAAAAAGACUCCGCAGAUCAGGAGAAACAGGAUGGCCUGAAAAAGACAGAGGAACCUCCUUCUCCUGCGGUAUCCAAAAUGGAGGAAGUAGUGCACGAGGAUAAGACAAUGGAAGUUACUUCAGCAGACACCAAGGAUAACGAAGUACCCACAGAUAAUAAGGAGGGAACAGAACAGAACGUGGCGGUUGAAAAAGAUCCUUCUGAUGCCACGUCAACGGAUUGUGACGCUGAACCUCAAAAGGAAGCUCGUAGUGAGAAGGGCUUGCAGGACGAGCAUCCUGUCGAGGCGAGCAAGGCUUCUACAGAAGAAUCCAGCGAGGACCAGAAAGAAAACGGUGAACAAAAAAGUACUUCCGAGAAGGACGCAAGUCUCAGUGGUGAAUCGACAGAAGACCAGAAUCAAGCAAAGGAAAAGGAGAAGACAAAGACGAGUAAAGGACAAGCAGACGAGAGUAAAGUGGCACCUGAAGUACCACAAGAAGGAAUCCGUCUGAAAAUCAAGGUCCCGGCUCACAGACGGAGAGCAGAGCUGCAGCGAGAAGAGGGAAAGGGUGACUCGGAGUCUGAGGCAAGCGAAGGGAGAUGUCUAAGGCGCUCGCCGAGGAUUUGCAGACCAACAGCCAAGCUAGCAGAAAUCCAAGACCGGAAGGUGGAGAAGAAACAAGUCACGCCUUCGGUCGAGAAGGAGAAGGAGGAAAAUGAAGAAAAGGAGGGAGAAGAAAAUGCAGUACAAAAAAAGCCAAAAGAGAAGAAGGUUGAUCAAGAAGGUCAAGCUAAACCAAAGGGGAGACGCCAAAGGCGGGUACGAUGGUCCAGGGUCCGAUCACGACGCAAAAAGAAAGGCUCAGAGGAAGAUGACGACGACGAUGAGGAGGGCGAGAGUUCAAGUGAGGAAGAGGAGACCGAGGAAGAUGACAGUGAUGAAGAUUACCAGGUGGAGAAAAAAAAGAGAAGACGGAACCGCAACAAAGAGAGGAACAGCUCUGAUACUUCUACCUCGUCUUCAGAUGACCUCCCCCCAAACGAUGACCCCUGCAAACACUGUGGCCUGCCCAACCAUCCUGAGCUGAUUCUCCUGUGCGACUCAUGUGACAGCGGUUAUCACACAGCAUGUCUCCGGCCUCCUCUCAUGAUCAUUCCUGAUGGUGAAUGGUUCUGUCCACCUUGCCAGCAUAAACUGCUUUGUGACAAGCUGGAAGAACAGUUACAGAAUCUAGAUGUGGCACUUAAAAAGAAGGAACGCGCUGAGCGAAGGAAAGAGCGUCUGGUCUACGUUGGGAUCAGUGUUGAGAAUAUAAUCACGCCUACUGUUGAAGCAGAGGAAGAAAAACAAGAAGAGGUGGUGAAAGAGAAGAAGGAGGUCAAGAAAAACAAGUCCUGCGGCCGAAGAUCAACCAGGGCCAAAAAAUAUAUAAGCUACAGGUUUGACGAGUUUGAUGAAGCUAUCGAGGAGGCGAUUGAAGAAGAUAUCAAAGAGGCUGAGGGAGGAGGAGCAGGCCGCGGUAAGGACAUGGCAAACAUCACAGGCCACCGAGGGAAGGACAUGUCCACCAUUUUGCAGGAAGAAGGGAAAGAAAAUGGGCGGCCCAAGCGUACGAAUGCUGGACAGCGGAGGAAAAAACGGCGGCGUCUCAACGACCUGGACAGCGACAGCACCAUGGAUGAAGAGGAGAGCGAGGAAGAGUUCCGCCUAAGCGACAGCAGUGAGGAGGAGGAGUUUGCGGUGUCUGAUAACGAUGUGGACAGUGAGGGAGAGGCGCAGUCCUUGGACGACAGCGACUUUGGCAGUGACGGCCGAGGACCGACUACAGGCUUUUCGUCCAGACGGAAGUCGACUAAACGGUGGAGCACGCGACCCCGCAGACGACGCAGACCCAGAGGAUAUUCUGAUGAUGAAGAGCUUGAGGAGACUGAUGAAGAGGAGGAGGAAGAAGAAAUGGUGACUGAGGGUUCCAGUGAGUUUAGUGACAGCGACCUGGACAUGCGCAGACGCCGUUCCCACCGGAGCCAGAAAAAACAGGUCAACUACUGCGAGGCGUCCGACUCGGACGGCUCCCAGGGAAGCACCAACAGGGACAAGGCCAAGAAGCGCAGGCGCUUAUCCAGCUCCGAGAGCGAUGCGAGCUUCCACUCCAUGGACUCUGACGAGGAAGAUGGAAAGAGUAAAAAGCAGAGAGUAGUCCUGUCGGAAGAGGAGUCUCGCAAACGGCGCAGGCGCCUGUCAUUGAAGCGCAGGAGGGAGUCCGAGGACGACGACAAUAGCAGCGAUUCGGAUGAUUCGGAGGAAGAGGAGCGGCCCGUCCGCAAGCGGGUGAACCGAAUUGAUUCGGAUGAUAGCGACGAGGAGGAGGAAGAGAAGGAGAAGAAGAGCACAGAGAAGGAGGCCGAGGACACCGUAGCGAAAGGGGUCAGCCCUCUUGACUAUAACCUGGAACUUCCUCCUACUAACGGACAGAGCCCCAUGAAAACUCUGGAGGGUUUCAUCUCACGUCCUGCCACUGGCAUGGCUAACCCUGCUCUCAUGAGUCAAAUAGGGCUGAAAAACAGCAGCGCGUCACAGCCCGUGCCCAUCGGCGCGAAUGGCCUGGUUCCCCAGGAGAUGGCGCCGCAGGAUGAAGACGAGGAUGACCUUUUGGGGGUCACAGACCUUGUAGACUAUGUCUGCAACAGUGAACAGUUGUAAGACAUGGCAUUUUAUUAUUAAACAUUUUUCAGAGUAAUUUUGUCUCUCCAUUUGUGGCCAAGCUCCCAUUACAUUUCUCAGUUAUAUCCCUUAUCGUUUUUGCUUUCGUAUCAUUGCCAAGCUCCACACGGGGGUCCUGGGACUCCUUACACCAGGCUCAGUGUUCUGCAAGAAACAGUGAUGAUUCUGGAGAUGUAGUGAGCAGGGUACCGGAGUCUUGAGACUCCAUUUUGCUCGCUACUGUCAAUUCAUCUAAGCUACUGCAUGAAGGUCAUUCUCUUGGCCCUCGUGUCAGUCGCAGGCAGAUAGAAGCACCUAACCACAGGUUGUAAAUAAAUUCACCAAACGAAGGUGUUGUCAGUGGGCCCAUCAUUCAAAGAUUCCCUAAGACAGUUUUAUUUUUUUAACCUUUGUGAAUAAUAUACCAAGCCUUUGGAAAACAUAGAAUCUUUCAAUCCUCUAUUUUACACUAAUGUAGCCAUUCCUUCUCAGAAAAUCAGUAUCAUUGACAUAUUCUUUCAUUUCUUUGUUGUCAGAAAGUACCCACGUGUUAUUGUUCUACACUGUUAUGGAUUUUUUGGGGGGUUGGGAAAUCAGAGGAGUUAUAAAUCAUAAAGGAGCCAUCAAGAAAUGCAUCCGAGCCAAGGUCUAGACAUGGUUACCAGCUUUUGUUAAAACCAUAUCUCUGACUGUUAAGAAAUCCAUGUACUAUAUGCGCCCCCCCCCCCCCCCCUUUUUUUUUUUUUGAAAAACAUAACACAUUGGUCAAAAAGAUGAUGUUUGGUUUGAAGCUGGUUGCUUUUGUUUAUGGAACACAUUGUAUCUGAUUAAAAGCCUAAGCUUGGUUUUGUUAUACUAUUUAUUCUUUGAAAUUGUUAUUUAACUAAUUGCAGUUCAAUCAUCUAUGGAUUCCUGAGGGCAGCAAGUGUGAAUUUUCACAAUAUGAAAAAAUCAAACAUUUCUGAGGAAGAAUUUGGAUGUGGGACUUUGUUAAAAGAAAUGCUCCAUUAUUUGGUCUUGUAGUGUAUUAUGCUAUUUUAUAGGCAGUUUCUUUCCCCGUAAUUUUUAUAGAAUCUAAAUGAUCAAACACUACGGCAGCUCGUCAGUGCAUCGAAUGCCAAAUUGAAAAAGUGUCAAUUGUGAUCCAUAUCAUCAUGUAUAUGUGUAAAACAUGGACUGUUUAGAACAAACACUUUUUUUUCCUUUUUUAUUUUAAUGCAUUUUCUUAAGGGUGGUUUAGAUUUAUCCCUCUAAAGAAAGUGUUUUAUGUCGUUUAUGUAUUAUCAGUGGAUUCCAUGCAAGUUAUUUUCAUCUCCAUUUUAAUACAAGUAUUUAAUAAAAAAGGAUCUUUUCACUGGUGUUUUUUUUUUUUUUUUUAAAUGUCAGAAGAUCCAUCAGAGCACCUCUCGACACCUCUUUUUCCGUGUUUCCGUUUUGCUCUUAUCCUGCACUAUAUAUUAACAUAUUAUGUUGUUUUCUAUAUAUACAGACUAUUACUAUUUUUUCCUUCAAUAUCUGAGCAAUAUAUUUUUCUUGUUAACAAAAUGUAUGAAGAUUUUCACUGUCCACCAAGCUACUGUUAUGAUCUUUUGCCUACGUUUGUGGGGGGCGAGACUCCCUUUGCGGUGGCAUUAAAAUAAGUCUAACACUAUGUUGACUACCCUGCAAUCAAAGCCUUCCUGUUUUUUCAGCACAGAACAGAUUAUGUUGGAAAAAUGAAUCAGUAAUGGAUUCUAACUUUGGCAGGUAAAGACUUGGACGCGUACUGUUGGAGUCAGUGGGAAAGAGUAAAGAACGUGCGAAAUGUAAAAUAUGACAUUACCCUUGCGUGUACUAUAUCUGUAGUUUUUGCUGUAACAUAGUUAGAAGCAUUUUUAAAUCAUCCGAAUGAUAUAUAUUUAGCAGUCCUUUAUGAUUGCACCUGUUUAUAGUUUUUUUUGUAGUAGGUUGUGUAACUUUUGUACAAUUUUGAAGUGUCUAAAGUGAAUUACAGCAUGUACGUUCUGUCUGAUUAUUAUUUUUUUCUUCUUUGAGCUGGAUUCCUGGGUUGAGCUCAUUUUUGUCUGUCCUAACCCAAAUCCUCACGUCACCCCUUUUCUGCAUUCUUCAUCGUUUGUUUCACUGCUUGCUAGAACUUUCUACGUAUGUAAUCUGUUCUUAGAGGGAAUCCAGUGAGUAUGUGAGCUGUAACAUCUGGGCUCAGACAAAAAAAAAGGGUGGUUAUGAGAUAAAGAGCUUUGUAAAAUGUCUUGUAAAAUAAUGUGUAAGCUUGGCAUGCUUAUCCCCUAAUCGCAUUCGUCUUUCGUCUUCAUUUUCUUUGUGCGCACCAUGAGACGCGUAGGCCAUCACGGCUAAAUCAGUUAGCUCAGUUUGUGCCUGAGUAAGAUACGACCCCCGUAACUGCUGAGCUCCUUCAGUGGUAUUUGUAUACUGAAGAAGUCCUACAUUUUAAUUUUAUCUAUAUGAAAUAAAGACAAUUGUCCUUCCCCCUUAUUUGUUUUUACCUAAAUGCAAGAUUACAUGAUAAAAGAAAAUUAAUGCCAAUAAACUGUCUUUGGUUUGGUUGUAGUUUGUGGCCUGGACAGAUGUGCACAUGGAGUAUGGUUCGGGCCUUAGCUUUUAGAUAUGUCUUCUGUCUCUGUUCUACUUUAAUUUUUUUUUUUUUAACUGUAUUGUAAUUGCUUUCAUAUAAAUACGAUCUUGUACAUUUGUCAUAAUAAAAGGGUACCGCACCUCUA
Pangasianodon hypophthalmus (striped catfish) is the source of this 7807-nucleotide messenger RNA. RefSeq names its product remodeling and spacing factor 1b, tandem duplicate 1 (gene rsf1b.1). Lineage: Eukaryota; Metazoa; Chordata; Actinopteri; Siluriformes; Pangasiidae. The coding region runs from base 72 to 5069 and encodes 1665 amino acids. Gene Ontology annotation, cellular component: RSF complex. Gene Ontology annotation, biological process: regulation of DNA-templated transcription. The record is from RefSeq and is a predicted model, not a curated record. The transcript is spliced from 16 exons.